This is a messenger RNA of Helianthus annuus (common sunflower), 2961 nucleotides long. RefSeq lists its product as uncharacterized. The transcript has a single exon. The coding region runs from base 1 to 2961 and encodes 986 amino acids. Gene Ontology annotation, biological process: DNA integration. The record is from RefSeq and is a predicted model, not a curated record. NCBI's taxonomy places the organism in Eukaryota, Viridiplantae, Streptophyta, Magnoliopsida, Asterales, Asteraceae. Gene Ontology annotation, molecular function: nucleic acid binding; RNA-DNA hybrid ribonuclease activity.
AUGGUCACAAUCGGGGACACCCUUUCUCCAGAAAUUAAAAACGACUUGAAGCAAUUGCUAAGAAGAAAUGUUGAUAUCUUCGCUUUCGAACAUUCGGACAUGACAGGAGUCCCCCGUGAUAAAGCAGAGCACAAGCUAGCAACGCUCCCGGGCGUCAAGCCGGUCGCACAAGGUAAACGCAGUAUGGCCUCAGAUCGAAAGGCAACGGUUGUCAAAGAAGUACGAAAAUUGGUGGAAGUUGGAAUCCUCAGAGAAACACAAUACCAUACAUGGGUAUCCAACCCGGUAAUGGUAAAAAAGCCAGAUGGAACGUGGCGAAUGUGCAUUGAUUUCAAAGAUUUAAACAAAGCACGCCCCAAAGACGCAUACCCACUGCCUGAAAUUGAUUUGAAGGUCGAUUCCUUGGUACCUUACAGAUAUAAGUGUUUCCUAGACGCAUAUAAAGGGUACCAUCAGAUCAAGAUGUCCAAAGAAGAUGAAGAAAAAACGGCGUUUCACACCGAUGUGGGCAUUUUCUGUUACACAAAGAUGCCUUUCGGUUUACGAAAUGCCGGAGCUACCUAUCAGAGACUCAUGGACAAGGUGUUCGAAACACAAAUCGGACGAAAUUUGGAGGUCUACGUUGAUGACCUAGUAAUCAAAAGCAGGGAAGAAAAGCAAAUGUUAGAGGACAUCGAGGAAACUUUCCAAAGGCUUAGAGAAUAUAACAUCAAACUCAACCCAAAGAAAUGCUCUUUCGGGGUGGAAGAAGGGAAGUUCCUAGGGGUAGUUGUCACCCGAGACGAUUUUAAAGCUAACCCAGAAAAGGUGGCCGCCAUAGCGCGGAUGCCUUCCCCACGAACAUUGAAGGAAGCCCAAGCUUUAAAUGGACGGCUAGUGGCGAUCAACAGAUUCCUGGCAAGGCAUGCUGAGAAAUCCUUUCCUUUCAUUAAAACGUUGAAAGAUUGCCUUAACAAGAAGAAUUUCAAAUGGACCAGUGAAGCGGAAAAAGCCUUGCAAGACAUGAAGCGUUUCAUAGAAGGAUUACCCAUGCUGACAGCACCAAGGCCCAAUGAGGUGUUAAAGAUGUAUUUAGCGGCAGCUCACACCGCAGUAAGCGCUGUGCUUAUGGUUGAGCGAGACGGGAGACAAACGCCAAUAUAUUACAUCAGCCGGGUAUUGGCGGGACCCGAAACGCGAUAUCCCACGCUGGAAAAGCUGGUUUUGGCACCUGUACACGCCACGCGGCGAUUGAGAAGAUAUUUCCAAGCACACCGCGUACAGGUCCUAACUAAUUACCCACUGCAACAAGUCCUGCACAAGCCAAAGAUCUCUGGUAGACUGGCAAAGUGGGCAAUUGAACUAGGGGCUUUGGAUAUUGAAUAUCAGAAACGAACAGCAGUUAAGGGACAAGUAAUCGCCGACUUUCUAGCCGAAAUUCCCGAAGGAGAAGCUAUCGUGGACCCUGUCGUCCAGGACAUCCCGGAAUCCAGCACUGCCCGGCAGACCUGGAAACUAUACACCGACGGGUCAUCAAGUGGAAAAGGAUCUGGAGCCGGUUUAAUGCUGGUAAGCCCAGACGAGAUCAGGCUGAUGUAUGCCUUACGUUUCGACUUCGAAUGUUCUAACAAUGAAGCAAAAUACGAGGCACUACUGGCAGGCUUAAGAAUGGCGAAAUCUAUGGGAGCAGCAAGGGUAGACGCGUAUGUUGAUUCGCUACUGGUCAACAAUCAAGUAAACGAAACGUACGAAGCCAAAGAUGAAUCGAUGGCAAAAUACCUGGCAAAAACAAAAGAAAUUAUGGCUUCCUUUGAUAACGUCACGCUCAAUCACGUAUAUAGAAGUAAGAACCAGAUAGCAGAUGCUCUCAGCAAUCUCGCCACCUCCGGUAUGGAAAAAGAAGUCAAAGUCGAAACGUUGCAAACACCCUUAAUCGAACCACGGAAUGUUUCCGCCGUUGCAGCGGAAGAGCCUUGCUGGUACACCCCAGUGUUCCAAUUCCUGGAAACAGGGAAGCUACCUCCCGCCAAGGGCGAAGCACAGAAAAUACAAACGAAGGCGUUGCAAUAUGAGGCCAAUAACGGCGUCCUGUAUAGAAAGUCUUACCUAGGACCGCUGUUGCGAUGUGUCUCCCCAACAGAAGCAAAGUAUCUUAUCAGCGAGAUUCAUGCAGGUCUGUGCGGCAUUCACGCCGGACCCCGGGCGGUGGUGGCCAAAAUCCAUAAUGACGGAUAUUAUUGGCCUGGGAUGCACGAAGACGCCGUGAUAGAACUUCGGAAAUGCCAUAGUUGCCAGAAAUUCGCUCCUCAAACAAUAAGGCCCAAGAACAACUUAGUACCGGUAACAACAGCAUGGCCUUUCCAAAAAUGGGCCGUUGAUAUCGUUGGACCUUUCCCGCCGGCUCCCGGAAAGCUAAAGUACUUAAUUGUGGCCGUUGAUUACUUCACCAAGUGGGUGGAAGCUAAGCCUUUGGCCAAAAUAACGGCAGAUAACGCUAAAAAAUUCCUCUGGGAACACAUAGUAUGCCGGUUCGGAUUGCCGCUAUACCUGGUAAGCGACAAUGGAACACAGUUUACAGAUAGAGUUUUUCAAGAAUGGUGCGCCAACCUCCAAAUCCAACAAAUCUUCACGUCAGUAGCGUACCCCCAGGGGAAUGGCCAGGUGGAGCGGACGAAUAGAAGUCUGCUGGAUGGCAUAAAGAGACGACUAGGUCAUGAGGGAAGCUCCUGGGUGGAAGAAUUGCCAAACGUCCUUUGGGCACACAGAACAAUGCCUAAGACGAGCAAUAAUGAAACUCCUUUUAGCCUAACCUAUGGAGCGGAAGCAAUGAUACCCGCGGAAGCGGGACUGCCGUCACUAUGCCGCCUCACUACGGGCGAAGACAAUGAUAGAUCUUUAAGGGAAGGCCUAGACUUACUGGAAGAAAGGCGUGAAGCAGCCGCCAUCAGCGAAGCAAAGUAUAAGAAGUCAUUAGAAAGAUAG